AUGUGGAUACCUCACGGCAGAGGUAUCUUUCUUGCGUUUCGGCCGCUACUGUCGACUUCUCUGAGUUCCCAUGUCUUGCCUCGUUUUUUUUUUUGCCUCCUCUGGUCUGGCCUGGCCCUCACUGUGCCUCUUUGCUCGUACUGGCGGUGGCUUCUGCUUCCAGACUCUUUUCCGCCGCCAUGCCUUUCCCCCAGCUAUACAGAGCUAUUGGAUCCGGCUAGAAAGGAAGGUGAGAAUAUCCCAGCCAGCUCCAUUCGUUUCGGCGGGGACUUUGUUUCCCAAGUCUUGGCUCCAAGCAGCCGAAAUCCCGAACAGCCUGCUGUAUGUGCAUAG
This is a messenger RNA of Colletotrichum tamarilloi, 333 nucleotides long. RefSeq lists its product as uncharacterized. The transcript has a single exon. NCBI's taxonomy places the organism in Eukaryota, Fungi, Ascomycota, Sordariomycetes, Glomerellales, Glomerellaceae. Bases 1 to 333 code for a protein of 110 amino acids. The record is from RefSeq and is a predicted model, not a curated record.